This is a messenger RNA of Phytophthora infestans T30-4, 972 nucleotides long. RefSeq lists its product as uncharacterized. Lineage: Eukaryota; Oomycota; Peronosporomycetes; Peronosporales; Peronosporaceae. Bases 73 to 783 code for a protein of 236 amino acids. The record is from RefSeq and is a predicted model, not a curated record. The transcript has 2 exons.
GUCUCCCCUCGUGAGCCGCUCGUUCGUCUUUGGCCGCAGCUUCCGCUUCCUCCUUCGUGUACAGCAGCGAUCAUGAUGCGCAAGGUGACCUUCGAGCUAGGCCGCUGCGUCCGCGAGACCGGCCAGGCGCUGGACCGUCUCGGCCUGCGCGUUCUUAACGACAAUUCUUUCAAGGAAAAGUUCUCGCGCCACCGCCAGGUGAUGGCACUGUACGAUAAGCGCCCUAGAAUCGCACACGAUGUGUGGGUUGCGCCCAACGCGACGGUUGUGGGCGACGUGGAGAUCUGCAACGACGCCUCGGUCUUCUACAACGUGGUCAUUCGCGGAGACCUCAACCAGGUGCGCAUCGGCAACCGCACCAAUGUACAGGACCGCACAGUUAUCCACACGGCCAGCUCCACCAGCCCCGGUCUGGCUCCUGGCGCUAACAUUGGCAACGACGUGACUAUUGGCCACGGCUGCACCCUGUACUCGUGCACGGUCGAGAACAACUCUCUUAUUGGCAUGGGCUCCAUCAUCCUGGACGGCGCUCUGGUCGAGUCCAACACCAUCAUUGCGGCCGGAAGCGUAGUGCCUCCUGGACGUCGCAUCCCGUCCGGACAACUCUGGGCCGGCAACCCGGCCAAGUACGUACGCGACCUCUCGGACGACGAGGUGGCCGACAUCGCCAAGCAGGCCAGCGAGUACAAGAGCAUUGCCAGCACCCACAGCGACGAGUUCUUGCCAUACGGAACGGCCUACCUGGACGCUGAGAAGAUCAAGGCCGCUGGCGGCCAUCUGUAGAGUGUAUCAGUCGUCUACGUGCGCUGUCUUUCCUUCUUCCUAGUGAGAGGGAGAGCUCGCUGUAUGCAUUGGAGAAAUGGCCAUGCACAACGUCGGCUGUCUCGAUACUUUUUUUAAGCGAAGCAGGAAUCCCGGACUCCGUUUACAAAGCAAAAUACAAGUCACACACAAUAGUACUGAGGCAAUGGA